Messenger RNA from Vespa mandarinia (Asian giant hornet), 1099 nucleotides. Its product is annotated as histone-lysine N-methyltransferase SETMAR-like. The record is from RefSeq and is a predicted model, not a curated record. Lineage: Eukaryota; Metazoa; Arthropoda; Insecta; Hymenoptera; Vespidae. Gene Ontology annotation, molecular function: single-stranded DNA endonuclease activity; double-stranded DNA binding; histone H3K4 methyltransferase activity. Gene Ontology annotation, cellular component: condensed chromosome; nucleus; site of double-strand break. Gene Ontology annotation, biological process: mitotic DNA integrity checkpoint signaling; double-strand break repair via nonhomologous end joining; DNA integration.
GGUGACCCUAAAGUUUCUUUCUCAUCGUGCUAUGAAUGGCCUUAUCUGGCUCUGCUUAUGCAAACAUGCAGGCUUAUCUAUUAGCCGUCUAUGUCAUCGGUUUCAAUCGUCCCAGAGCUCUUUUGCAGUACGUUCGUUUGUGCCACAGUCUCUUUUAAAACUUUCAUCCACAGCAUAAAACAUGGAUACAGAAAGGCGACAUUUACGGCAUAUUAUACUUCAUUGUUUCAAAAAAGGUGAUAGUGUAAAGAAUACUCUCGACGAGAUUUGUACCGUGUACGGGGAUGGUGCUAUAACAAUUAUUACAACUGUUCGCAAUUGGUUUAAAAAAUUUAGAGGGGGAAAUUUGAAUUUGGAAGAUGAAGACCGAAGCGGCCGUCCAAAAACGACAGAUAUGGACCUUAUCAAAGCCAUGCUUGAUGAAAAUCCACGAUAUAAUGUGCGCGAGAUAGUAAAUGCCACUACGGUUCCCAAAACAACAGUGCAUAAUCACCUAAGGAAGAUGGGAUAUGUUAAUCGGUGCGAAGUUUGGGUUCCGCACUUAUUGACGGAGACCAGCCUUAUGAAUCGCAUCUCUAUGUGCGAGUUUGCUUCCCAAGCGACAUGAAAAAGGAUCCGUUUCUAAAAAGGCUUGUCACUGGAGACGAAACUUGGAUUUUAUAUGAAAAUGUGCAUAGAAAAUGCACUUGGUGUAAGGACAAUAGGCCUUCAACUGUCGCAGAGCCGGAACUAACACCCCAAAAAAGUUCUUUUGUCCAUUUGAUGGGAUUGGAAAGGCGUAAUUUUCUACGAACUCCUUCCUCAAGGUGAAACAACAAAUUUUACGAAAUACUGUCAUCAACUGGAUCAAUUGAAAGGUGCCAUAACAAAAAAAACGGCCAGAAUUAAUGAACAGACAAGGCGUUGUUUUUCAUCAUGAUAACGUGAGACCACAUAUUGCAUUAGCGGUAAGAGAAAAGCUCUUACAAUUUGAUUGGUAUGUUUUACCGCAUCCUGCAUACUCUCCAGAUCUCACUCCAUGUGAUUAUUACUUCUUUUUGUUUUUAAAAAUUUCUCUUCGUGAUAAGCGCUUUAAAUCCAUCAGUGAAAUAAAAGCACA